This is a messenger RNA of Sebastes umbrosus (honeycomb rockfish), 3615 nucleotides long. RefSeq names its product mannosidase, alpha, class 1A, member 1 (gene man1a1). NCBI's taxonomy places the organism in Eukaryota, Metazoa, Chordata, Actinopteri, Perciformes, Sebastidae. Bases 374 to 2251 code for a protein of 625 amino acids. Gene Ontology annotation, cellular component: Golgi membrane; endoplasmic reticulum; extracellular exosome. The transcript has 12 exons. Gene Ontology annotation, molecular function: mannosyl-oligosaccharide 1,2-alpha-mannosidase activity; calcium ion binding. The record is from RefSeq and is a predicted model, not a curated record. Gene Ontology annotation, biological process: carbohydrate metabolic process; N-glycan processing.
GGUUAGUGGAACAUAAAGCUGUUUCCGCGGCUGUCAGCGCUUUUAUACCCGGCCGUUGAGGAGGAGGACACGCCCCCUCACAGGGCAGAACCUGAUUGGCUCAUCUCGGCUGUCAGUCACCCCCAUCAUCAACCGUUGCUUCCUGUGGACUCACUCCGCUCCGCUCUGUUCUGUCUGCAGCAGUUGAGUCUCCGGUAUGGCCAGAGAGGCGCCUCACUCCUCAACUUUCUACCACUUACGUUUCGUUUGACACGGUUUAUAUCACCUGGGAAUGGAUUUGUGAACGGAAUAACCUCAAAUUGAGUUUACUCGAGUGUUUAAAUAGUUGUUUGUUUGAGUUGUUGUGAGGAAAGAAGAAGAAGAGGAGGAGAAAAUGCCAGUUGCAACUCUUCUGCCUUUCACCGCGACCCCGAAUAGGAAGUCUGCCAACCCGACCUCGUUCAGGUUGACAGAGAAAUUCAUCUUGUUGUUAGUGUUCAGCGCUUUUAUAACGUUGUGUUUCGGGGCCAUUUUCUUCCUCCCGGACUCCUCCAAGCUGCUCAGCGGAGUUUUCUUUCAUUCCUCCGCGGUGGAGACCAACACCCGCACGGGUCCCGGUACCGGUCCGGACAGCAGCGACCCGGGUUCCGCUGGAAACAACGACGAGAAGGUCCUGGCCAAGAUCAGGAAGGACCACGAGAAAGCUCUGCUAGAGGCCAAGGAUACUCUCCAGAAACGACCCGUGGACAUCCAACAAGACAUUAUAAACGACAAGGAGACAGUUGCAAAGGAGAGUCAAGGUAGCAAGGAUGUCAAUAAGUUACCUUUCGUUGAGUAUCACCGCCCUCCAGGUGCGACUGGACACGAACCUGUGGACCCAGAAGCCAAGGAGAGACGGGCGAAAAUCAAAGAGAUGAUGAAACAUGCGUGGGGCAGCUACAGGCGCUACGCCUGGGGUUCCAAUGAGCUCAGGCCCGUCUCCAAGCAAGGCCACUCCAGCAAUCUAUUUGGCAGUAUAAAGGGAGCGACGAUAGUGGAUGCUCUGGAUACCCUCUACAUCAUGGAAAUGUUUGAAGAGUUUGAAGCUGCUACGGACUGGGUGGAGAAGAACCUCGACUUUAAUGUGAACGCAGAAGUGUCUGUGUUUGAGGUGAACAUCCGGUUCGUUGGAGGUCUGCUGUCCGCCUACUACCUGUCUGGGAAAGAGGUAUACCGUAGGAAGGCGGUGGAGCUCGGUGAAAAGCUGCUGCCAGCCUUCAAAACGCCCACCGGCAUCCCUUGGGCUUUGCUUAACCUCAAGAGCGGUAUUGGUAGGAACUGGCCCUGGGCCUCGGGCGGCAGCAGCAUCCUGGCAGAGUACGGCACCCUGCAUCUGGAGUUCAUGCACCUCAGCAAACUCUCAGGGAAUCCGGAGUUUGCACAGAAGGUAAUGAACAUCCGGAAAGUGUUAAAUCGCCUGGACAAACCCCAGGGACUCUACCCCAACUACCUGAACCCCAACAGCGGCCAGUGGGGCCAACAUCACGUGUCCGUGGGUGGCCUGGGUGACAGUUUCUAUGAGUACCUGCUGAAGGCCUGGCUGAUGUCUGACAGGACUGACGAGGAGGGCAAGAAGAUGUAUUAUGAUGCCCUGCAGGCGAUAGAAACCAACCUGAUGAGGAAGUCGAGCAGUGGGCUGACCUACAUAGCGGAGUGGAAGGGGGGCCUACUGGAGCACAAGAUGGGUCACCUGACCUGUUUCGCAGGUGGCAUGAUCGCUCUGGGCGCUGACGGGGCGCCCAGCGACAAGACGGGACACCAGAUGGAGCAGGCCGCCGAGAUCGCCCGGACCUGUCACGAGUCUUACGCCAGAACCACGUUGAAGCUGGGCCCGGAGGCGUUUCGUUUCGACGGCGGGGUCGAAGCCAUCGCCACCCGCCAGAACGAGAAAUACUUCAUCCUCCGUCCCGAGGUCAUAGAGACCUACAUGUACAUGUGGAGGUUCACCCACGACCCCAAAUACAGGGAGUGGGGCUGGGAGGCUGUUCAGGCGUUGGAGCAGCACUGUAGAGUAGAAGGAGGCUACAGCGGCGUCAGAGACGUCUACGCUCAGAGUCCCAACCACGACGACGUGCAGCAGAGCUUCUACUUGGCCGAGACGCUCAAGUACCUCUACCUGCUCUUCUCUGACGACGACCACCUACCGUUCGACCACUGGGUGUUCAACACCGAGGCUCACCCUCUGCCCGUCAUCAAGAAGGACAAAACAGACCUCCCCAACGAGGUGGAGUAGUGGAGUCUUCCUGCGCUGACGCCCCAAAACAAGUGCGAGAAACCUCUAAUCCUGUAAACCUGAGCCUCCAGCUGUCUGUCUGAAAACAGUUUAGCCAUUUGGAGUCCCCAAUGGUUACAGAUGCCUCUUGAUUGGGAUUUUUUUUAUUUUUAAUGGGAUCAAAACAGAAUUCGAGCCCGUUGGCGCUGAAUUCUUGCUGUAGAAUCCAGUUUUGUUUUUUUGUUGACGCUGACCAGAACCAACACAUUUACUGCCGGAUAACGUAAUAACUCUAAAUAAUGCAGUGAUCUCGUCAGACAGGUGCAUCUCUGAAGAUGUCACUACAUUAAGCGGCAGUUUAUUUCACCACCAGUCAUUUUUAACUCCUCCAGAGGAAACGCUCUGACCAGUUAUCACAUUAUUCGUCAGUGAUUUUGUUGUUUCGUAGCUACAGCUUCUUCUUUUCUGUGAAGGAGAACACUAACAGACCUGAAUCCAGUCGUCUCCGUAAUGUUUUUUGGACCUGAGCUUUGGGCAUCGAAACCCAGAAAGACUGCAGCUCCCGUCUGAGGAUUACCGGGCUGACUCAGUGAGCUAAAGGACGCUCCGCUCGCUUCACACGAUCGCGUCGUCGUCUUUUCCUUCUGCUGUACCGCUUCAAUAUCUGAAUAGGAACCGGUUUCCCUGCCGCCGCCACCUCCACCUGCUACCGUCUUCAGAGGAGCGAUUUCUUUUAUAAAAACACGUGGUUGUCUCUGUGGGAGUAAAGGAAAGACGCAGCACAACCCGAGCCUCUUUUUAUAAACCCACAGGACUUUAAAACCUCUGCUUCCCCCCCCCUAUCCUCGUCCCUCAUUACCUGAACACCUGACUGCUUCUUCCUUCCUCCGAGUGUUGGGUGUGACGCAGGACGACCAGCCGCACCAGCUCUCGCUACCUGCCAGUAAUUUCACUUUCUCCCCCCACAACGUUUACACAAAGCUGUCCCUCUCCUUCUGCUUAUCUCAUCUGUAUCUUUAUCUGGCUUUUUGGAUCUUGGAUUUCUUUCUUUUCCUCACACUUGCACCGAUGUUUCUGGGGUUUGACCGAUACACACGUUUUUCGACUGACAGCCCAAAUAGGUCGUGUCUAGAAGGUAACCUCCAAAUUGUGAAAACUUCCAAAAAACUCUCAUGAGACUCGCUGCCCGACGACCUAUCCUAACCUUAACCAUCUCGCGAGAGUUUCGCAAUUUGCGCGUUACCUUCUAGACACGAUAAAUAUGAAUCUAUUUUUUGUUUAUAGUUUUCCCCUCUGGAUUUUAUUCAUCGAUAUAUGGAAAAAAAAAACUCAUUAUCAAUGAUUACAGGGUUUUUAAAGUAAAUUAUAGCAUUGCCUGACCCCCC